UUCUUUCUUGCUUCAUAGCUUCUACAAGUUCAAGCAUAACGUUUACAAAAAAGGAAUCCUAAGUUACCCUUUUCUCUCCUUUUUCAACUGUGGAUCUCUGCUUCCCUCAGAAGCUCAUACCCAUUCAUUUGCUUCAAUGCCUAACCACUUGCUUGUGAAUGAAUUUCAACGCCAUGCUUGUUCCGGUUCUCUGCUUAUUCUUCUUGUUUCCAGCUCUACUGGCUCAGUCUUCCGCCAGUAAUGCAUCUUCAACGAGCGCUGCUGCUAGAGCCCUCGAUGCUCUUCUCCAAAACUACGCUUACAGGGCCUUUGUACGCCCUAAAACAGGAGUGCCCUACGAUGCCGUUGUUCCUUCUAAUUUAACCGGGAUUCAGAUUGCAGCAAUGAGGCUUCGGAGUGGGAGCUUGCGGACCAGAGGUGUGAAGAUGUACAAAGAGUUCGAGAUCCCCAUUGGAGUUGUAGAGCGAUCUUAUGUCGAACACCUCGUUUUGGUUUAUCAGAACUUGGGUAAUUGGUCUUUGCGAUACUAUUCGAUGCCCAACUACACCUACCUCGCUCCUGUUUUGGGUCUUAUUGCUUACGAUGCUUCUGACUUGUCGGCUAAGAAUUUGCCGGAAUUGGAUUUAAGAGCAUUUGGGGAUCCUAUCAAGAUCAAUUUCUCAGAUGCGGAAUCAGCUCCAGGUGGGUCAGUUCCCAAAUGCGUUUGGUUUGAUUUACAUGGUUUGGUCAAAUUCAGCAACUUGACAGCUCCCAAUGAGUGUUCCACCAUCCAGCAGGGACAUUUUUCAAUUGUCGCCGAGACGAUUUCGCCGCCUAUUCCGUCACCGGCGAGAGGAGGAAAGGAGAGUAACAAUAGGAGAACAUGGAUAAUUGUUGGUUCUGUUGUGGGCGGAGUGGCAUUGCUGGCAUUCUUGGGAUUCUUGGUACUUUGGGCACGCAAAUGCAAGCAGAGAAAGAAAAUGCAAGAGAUGGAAAAGGCUGCCGAUGUGGGAGAAGCACUACACAUGACAUCCGUUGGUGAUACGAAGGCGCCAUCGGCAACGUUUACUCGGACUCAACCGACUCUUGAGAAUGAAUAUGUGCCUUAACCCUUUCUCUCUGUGUAGUUUCAGUAAAUUAUUCUUCUGCACACAGCCUCACACCUAUUUUUUUCUUCUUUUCUGGUGGUUUGUUCAUGGUAGCAUCUCGGUUGUAGCGUGGGUAAAAUAGGAUUCUUUUUCAUAAAUUUCAUGAUUCAUUGUGGUGUGCAUUUAGCCGAAAUGAUUCUAUUCUAUGUCUUGAAUUAUAGUUGUCUCAUUCGUAAGGAAUGAAAACCCUUCUUUUCUCCU
Molecule: messenger RNA, 1328 nt
Organism: Hibiscus syriacus
Lineage: Eukaryota; Viridiplantae; Streptophyta; Magnoliopsida; Malvales; Malvaceae
Exons: 1
Coding region: 159-1088 (309 amino acids)
Cellular component (GO): membrane
Source: RefSeq, a predicted model, not a curated record